Podarcis lilfordi (Lilford's wall lizard) is the source of this 27905-nucleotide messenger RNA. The record is from the annotation of a GenBank genome assembly. Lineage: Eukaryota; Metazoa; Chordata; Lepidosauria; Squamata; Lacertidae.
CAAGCGCAGACAUCCGCAGGGCCUACGGAGCUCUCUGAGGCCUCCGCGAAUGCCAGGAGCCAAGUCAAUUGUGAUUGUGAAAGAGGACCCUGAGCCCCCAUCCAAACAAUGACUAUCAUCAGCGUAGGUAAGAAAAAAAUCACAUUUUCAUUUUGUACUGUUUUAUUGAUUUCAUUUUAUGGAUCAAUGGCCUCGUUAGAUUGUAAAAAUCAUGUAAAAUUGCUGUUUUAGGGGUCGCUUUUCAUUGUCUGGUUCCUUUUUUGCAUUUUGGUUUGUGUGGCUUUUUUGGUUUUUUGACUGUGAUUUGUUCUUCAUUUUAUGGGACUGACUUGUGACUUUGCUUUUGUGACUGUGGCUUGUGACUUCAUUUUUGGGACUUGUUUUUGUGACUGUGUGGAACCCACUUCAGCUACUGGUUGAUUGUGUGACUUCAGAAAUUGAUAAAAGCCCCCCAUCCAAACUGACUAUCAUCAGUGCACGUAAGAAAAAAAAUGAUAUUUUUUUUCAUCUAAAAUACUGUCUGAGAAGGGCAGACAUGGCAAAAACUGUCGUAGUCCAGAUCUUACAGCAUGGUCAUCUCAAGCAGGGCUUGUUCCCAUCGCAGUACAGCACUGGAGUCAAAGGCUUCUCUCCUUGUCAGACUUCAGCCAACCUGCCCAAGAUGGAUCUCUCUUUGUUCUCCCCUUCUUCUGGCCAACACACCUUGCUCUAAAAACCUCUCUGUUCCUGUCACCUCAAACACACACACCACCAUCAUGGCAACCUCCGUAUGCCCAGGCCCAAGAUUCCUCUUAGAUGGGUCAUUGACAUCUUUUGUCAUGCCAACGCCUCUAUCUCAGAUGGGGCCCUGGCUCGAAAGGAAGCUUAGCCUGUACUUUUUCACUGACUUCCAAUCUUGCCUUCAAAAUGCCAAAUAAUCAAAUCCUACCAUUUACUAAUUUCUAGGGUUUAGGCAGGUCCCCCAAAAUCUAUAAUACUACCACCCUUUUAGAAAAAGAGACAUCUUUCCAUAGGUGUGCAGAAGAAAUAACAGAACAGUUACAGCAUUUAGAGCAACACAUCAAAGCAGGUAAUAGUGCAGUGACAUGUUUAAAAACACAAGAACAGUUAAUUUCCAGGUGACCUCCAGCUUCUCUUUCCUAUUGAGGUACACUCUGAUAACCAUUCCAAUGCAGCUUACCCAGUCACCCACAGUUGGCAGCCAAGAUUAUGAGUUUCCAAAGCAUGUUUAAGUCAGAAUGCCAGCCUCAGAACCAGAGCUGUCUCAACCCAGAGGCCCUUCGUCAUCACUAUCAACAUUUUUACCAUUUCUUAUCAGCACAGUUCCUAUACAUCAUUAACAGUUUUCAUUAUCACAAGCAUGCAAAAGUACAGAACUGAACAGAGUAAUUUAGACAAAACACUUACUAGAUCCACCACCACCAACUGCAUUCAAGAAAACAAAACACACCACAGUGUUUCAAAACCUUUGUUGAACUUGCAGCAGGCAAAGUCCCUUUGUAAAUCUGUUCAGUCAACAGAAACCCAUCCUCCUCUCCUUGUUGCAAUACCCUGCCUGGGGUUUCCACAGAAUUCUUACUAUUGAGUAAAUCAAACAAAGUUCUCAGUCCUUGUUGGUUAAUCCACAGGUUCAGUCUUCUCGGGCCCUGCUAUUCCUUCUGGGUUGUGGCUCAGGGCUUCCAAACUUACACCUGCAGCCCCAAAACAAUUUAUGCAUCUGCUUGAAACACAAUUCAAGGACCCCCAGCUGUUUCCUCUCUGGCACAUGUGGAAUCUCCUCCCUGGGGCCCAGUCCACCCCAUCUCCUGCCCUAUAUCCCAAAUAAAAAUCUUGCCACCAGGCUUUAUCUGGGGGCACUUUCUUUGGAAUCUCCAGGCCCGCCCCACCCACACAGAUGUCCAGAAAACCCCUCUUUGCAUAUUCCUGGUCAGUGCCGGAUUUAUGUAUAAGCAAAACAAGCUUUAGCUUAGGGCCCCACUCUAUUGGGGGCCCCAAAAAAUUUUAAAGGAAAAAAACAACCCUGGAUGUACAUUUCCAAAAUAUAAGAUAACAAAUACAUACAGCAACAGUGUUUUGGGUUGCGUAGGCUCCUAUGACGUAAGUAAUGGACCCCGCCUGCUAGCCUGCUCCCUAAAAUAUCACUGGUUUGCUCAUUUCUUUAUAUAGCUCAACAAUUACUUUGAUAAAAUACAUAUUUUGUUAUGUGCAAAUGGCUUUAGAUACCUAUUAGGUCCAUAAAUUACCAUAUACCAUAUAUGCAACUGAAAAAAACAGUUACAAUUUGUUGUUGACAAAGGACAGCUGGACAUAUAAAGGGCCCCAUUACCUUCAGUAGCUUAGGGCCUCUUCAAACCUAAAUCUGGCCCUGCUCCUGCUGCUAAACAAAGACAUGUAACUUCCCCAGCGGCUUUCUUCCCCAGACCGCAUUGCUCUUGGCAGCUCUGACUGCUAGAGUCCACUUAAGGACUGUUUCUAGCAUUGGGUCAUUUCCUCUUCCACUCAAGGCCAUUUGGAGCCAUCCAAGGGACAAAAGCCCCAACAUUCCCCCCUCACCAAAUCCAACAGGCACUGAAACCUCCUGUUUCGAUUCAGCUGUCUUGUCCCUGAAAUAAAAAAAAAAGGUCUUAUAUGUAUAAUAAAUGUUCAUAAAUGUACGAAGCAAACACGUACAUAAAUAUAUAAACCACAUGUCUGAAGCAGCACAGGAAAACAGCCCUGGAACCAUUUUGACUCUCAAACUGACCAAAUGUUUUCUCUGCAAGUUUGAAGGAAAUGGAAAAGUCUCCCCAUUGUCUUUUCAUUCACAAAUCCUGUCUUAAGGGUAUGUCUGUGUAUGAAUAGGGUGAGCCUGUGACCUGGCUCAGGAACUAAGUAUUUGUCAUUACAAAAGACUGGCCAUGCUUCCCAGGGUAUCCAAUCAAGUGACCCUUAACAGGUCUGCCAGAAAGGAGAUAAACAAUGCACUCAGAUUUCUGUUGUAGACCGCCCCUUCUGUGAUGUAGGUAUGGUGUAUCUGGGGGGGUGGUCUUGAGCUACACCCCUUCUGUGAUGUAUGUAUGAUGUUUCUGGGGGUGGUCUUGGACUCCAGGGCGGCCAAUUUAAAACGCCUAUAUAAGGGAGGGGAGCACCCUGUUGCAACAGUUCAACAAAGAUCAGGCUUAUGAGCUGCUUUGCUUCUCAAUAUUCUCUGGCUGGCCUCUGUUAUCUUCUCCGACCAAUGGAGAACCUGCAAAGGACUCUGUAAGGGCUUAUGUCCCCCAUGAGGGAAUAAGGGCAGAUUUUCGUUUAUUACAUCCCCUUUCUCCUGGCACCCCCUGAAAGUAUCAAUCCAGCAGUCAUCCACUGCUCUUCUGGCUUCUCCCUGAGCACAAAGGAAGCUGCUGCCUCUUCCAUGGGUAGACAGACCAGCAUCUACUGCCUUCCUCACAGGUGCUGGCCCCUCUCCCAUUUCCUCAGGCACAACUUCCAACUCAUUGGGAGCCAACUAUUCCCCCACUCCAGCCAGCUCAUACUUGUCUCCAUUGCAUUCAGCUGUAGGCUGCAACUCCUCACAGUCCAAGCCCUUCAACUGCCCACCCACAUUCUGGAUCUUUCUGGCCACCCUGGGCGGUCUGGCAGCUAGGCUCCCGGAUCACUCCCUGACCCUUGUAGCAUCUCACCACCCAGCGGUGCACUCUCCUCACAUGUGGUAUAGAAUUCAACUGGUAGCAAUUCUUGCUCUUUGGCACUUCCAUUUUCUCUUCUUCUUCCACCGCUGGCUGCUGGAAUGGAGUCACGUUUUUGCUGUGCAAGGAGACUUCUCCCCCACUAUAUCACCAGCUGCCUCUUUCAUCAAAUCACUGCUCCUGGUGCUUUUCCAGCCUAACUCAAACGACUCAAAAGGUGUUACUGUUUUUCCCCUCCAUUGUUACUUCAGGUGGACGUUGCACCUACGUCAGGGGUAGGCAACCUAAGGCCCGGGGGCCAGAUGUGGCCCAAUCGCCUUCUAAAUCCGGCAUGCGGAUGGUCUGGGAAUCAGCGUGUUUUUACAUGAGUAGAUUGCGUCCUUUUAUUUAAAAUGCAUCUCUGGGUUAUUUGCGGUGCCUAGGAAUUUGUUCAUUUUUUUUAUUUCAAAAUAUAGUCUGGCCCACCACAUGGUCUGAGGGACGGUGGACCAGCCCACGGCUGAAAAAGGUUGCUGACCCCUAGCCUCUCCAGAAGCACAGGUCCCACCAGUGUUAUAAAAGUUAGACACCACCCCCACUCUCUGCUGAGCAGUAGGAAGAUUCCAGGGGGUUUCAGACACUCACCCAGGGUUUGUGCCCCUUUGGAGAAUUGAAAUGUGGAGAAGACUGUCAUAGCUUUAAGAAAAAUGAUAUAUUCACAUAUUUACACCUUCAGUCUGCAUGGAGUCCAGAUCUUACAGUAUGGUCAUCUCAAGCAGGGCUUGUUCCCACAGCAGUACAGCACCAGUCAAAGGCAUCUCUCCAUGUCAGAUAAAAUCCUACCAUUUGCUAAUUUCUAGGGUUAAGGGAGGCUCCCUUUUCAAAUCUAUAAAACCAUGCUCCCCUGGUCCCUCCCUGGUACAGUAUAUAGGCCUAGUUUAACAGAUUGGAGGAAUUUAGAUAAUAGGCUGGUCAUAAUUAAUAGGCUGAUGACAGAAUUAGCUUCAUUUUGUUCACACUGUGUUAUUUUGCUAAAGACUCUUUCACUGCUGCUUUGUGCUGUAGUCAAGACUGCUGUUUAAUAAAAGCAGCUAGCUUCCCUCCACUUGUGUUGUUAUUGCCACUGAAUCCAAAAUAACUCUUCACCUUUGGCCAAACAUUUUGAAACUUUGGAAAAAACUUUGAAUGGUUAACUUAUUAACUAUGUUUAAACAGAAACUAAGGCUCGAAUGCUGUUUAAAAGAGAAAAAGGCUCCUUUUCUAUAGAAGUGAAAGCAAUCAAACUGGAAUGACUGGAAAAUAUAAAUAUAUUGAAGGUACCCAGGGGUUGGGACAUGAUAUUUACAAGAAAAUAUCCACUUUAAUGUACCUCAUCAUUUACUUGUUUAAAAUAAGUUUGAUUUUUAUGCUUAUGAUUUUCUCUAUACCUAUAGUAGCGCUGGAGUGCCCUCUACUGUUAAAAGAGGACACACACCAGGGUGUAAGUUCUAAAGCAGGGGUCAGCAACCGUUUUUAGCCGUGGGCCGGUUCACCAUCCCUCAGACCAUGUGGUGGGCUGGACUAUAUUUUUUUGUGGGGCGUAGGAAUUCGUUCAUUUUUUAAAUUUUUUUCAAAAUAUAGUCUGGCCCCCCACACGGUCUGAGGGACAGUGGACCGGCCCCCUGCUGAAAAAGUUUGCUGACCCCUGUUCUAAAGGUUUUGGGUUAAUUAAAAAACAUGGAAAGCUUAGAUUGGCAAAGGACACUAUUGCUUAAUGGCCAAAAUGAGCUACAGAUAUUAAUGUAAUUUCUUUAACUGUGAAGGGGUUGGGAGAUCCAAUAAAAUGCACCAGAAUGGCAACUUAUUUGUUCAAAAUGGAUCCAUAUAUAGCCUUUUUUGCAAGAAACCCAUAAAACAGAUAGGGAAAAAAAUUGUUUAACAGUAAUGGGUAGGCCAAAAGUUUAUGGCAAGUGGCUCCAACAGAGGUAGAGGGGUGGCCCUUAUUUAUGGCUGCCAUAUGUCCAGAUUUCCCCAGACAUAGGAGGAAUUCAGCCCUCAUUAACAGCAUCUGGCAGAAAUCACUGAAGUGUCUGGGAAAAUCCAGAUGUAUGGCAACCCAUGUCAGCAGUGUCACUUUUGGUGAUAUUCCUUUAAAAUAGCUGAAAAACUUCCCAAAAAUUAUUGCGAAUUUGCUCAACGUGUUUCCAUAUUUUCAUUUUGAAAUAUAGCAACCCUACCUUAUUAAUACAUUCAUUAUUUAAAUUUCAGUCUACAAAACGAUUGAGAGAUUAAAAUGGAAGAUACGUUUUUGUUCAAGACAUUAUUAAUGAAACACAAAAUACCACAUUGGCACUUAUUUAUGCAAAUUACCCUUUCUGCAAAACAAAAAACAAAACAAAAACCUCUGGCCAAACUGAAAAAAACUGAACUGUGUGGGAAAGGUGUUUUCUUAACCCGGAACUCUGGAAAAGGCUGGCUACAGUGGUACCUCAGUUUAAGAACAGCCCUGUUUACGAACUAUUCGGUAUAUGAACUCCACAAAACCGGAAAUAGUGUCCCAGUUUGAAAACUUUACCUCGGUCUAAGAACGGAAGCUAAACAGUGGAAGGGCACUGGCAGCAGGAGGCCUCAUUAGGGAAAGUGCUCCUUUGUUUAAGAACGGCUUUGGUUUAAGAAAGAAUUCCCGGAAUGGAUUAAGUUCGUAAACCGAGGUACCAGUGUACUGGAAAGUGGGAAAACUCUAAUGUUCUGCUUGAAGACUCUGCAGGAGCUGUGCAUACUCUGCUGAUCACACUGGUCAAAGUUUAGUAUAGUAUCAACAACAGAUGGUAAGCCCCGUAUAACAAAUUAUGGGCCAACUGACUCAGUAGUACUAACAAGCAGUAAUUUCACACACAUGUACAGUGGUACCUCAAGUUAAGAACUUAAUUCAUUCUGGAGGUCCGUUCUUAACCUGAAACUGUUCUUAUCCUGAGGUACCACUUUAGGUAAUGGGGCCUCCUGCUGCCACCACACGAUUUCUGUUCUCAUCCUGAAGCAAAGUUCUUAACCUGAGGUACUAUUUCUGGGUUAGUGGAGUCAGUUAGUAGGACCUCAGGUUAAGAACUUUGUUUCAGGAUGAGAACAGAAAUUGCACGGCAGCGGGAGGCCCCAUUAGCUAAAGUGGUGUCUCAGGUUAAAAACAGUUUCAGGUUAAGAACAGACCUCCAGAACGAAUUAAGUUCUUAACCCGAGGUACCACUGUACCUCAAAGACCACAUCUCCCUAUAUAAACUGACCCGGAUGCUGCAAUCAUCAUCCAAGGCCCUUCUUUGUGUUCCUCCUUUGCGAGAGACCCAGAGAGUGGCAACAUGAGAAUGGGCAUUUUUUGCGGGGGGCCCCACCUUGUGAAAUGCUCUCCCCAGGGAAGCUUGCCUAGCACCUUUGCUACAUACCUUUGGGCACCAGGUAAAAAUGUUUCUCUAUAACCAGGCCUUUGGCUGAUUGAACAUUCGAUGGGCUUUUAAAUGUGUUCACAGAACUAGAAUUCCCAUCAGGCCCAGCAAGUAUGGCCAAUUGCCAGGGAUGAUGGGAAUGUGUAGUUCAGCUGAUCAGCAGUGGCUCUCCAGGGUUUCAGGCAGGGGGCACACCAGAAAUGCCAGGGAUUGAACUUGGGACCUUCUGCAGGUAAUAAUGUGGGUUAAACCACAGAGCCUACGACUUGCUGAUCAGAAGGUCGGCAGUUUGAAUCCCUGCGACGGGGUGAGCUCCCGUUGCUCAGUCCCUGCUCCUGCCAACCUAGCAGUUCGAAAGACAUCAAAGUGCAAGUAGAUAAAUAGGUACCGCUCCGGCGGGAAGGUAAACGGUAUUUCCGUGCGCUGCUCUGGUUCGCCAGAAGUGGCUUAGUCAUGCUGGCCACAUGACCCGGAAGCUGUACGUCGGCUCCCUCGGCCAAUAAAGCAAGAUGAGCGCCACAACCCCAGAGUCGGCCAUGACUGGACCUAAUGGUCAGGGUCCUUACUACUGAGCUAUAGCCUAUAAGAACAUGACAGGUCUGCUGGACCACACCAGUGGCCCAUCUACUCCAGCAUCCUGUUCUUACAAUGACCGAACAGAUGUCUUGCCAGGAAACUGGCAAGCAGGACCCAAGUGUAAGAGCACCCCCCCGCUUGUGAUUUCCAGCAACUGGUGUUCAAAAGCACUACUACCUCCAACCACCAUGAUUAGUAGCCAUCAACAGCCUUCCCCUAAGUGGCAUGCCCUAACUCUGCAAAAGGUCAGGCUGCAGAACUGCUGCUCUUUCUUAUCUCCAGAAGGAUAUUGGUUCAGGAUAUAAAACCUAGCAUAAACAGCCUUUGAAGAUGGUUCUGCAAUCUGGGAUUGUGUCUGCAUAUUUCACAAUUCCCUGCACAUGGGAUUCCAUGCUUGUUUCCCUUGAAGUUUCACCUGCGAGAGGUCAGCCCAUCUCAGACAGGGGGAUCAGUUUCUUGAUGUGAACAGCCUUCUAAUCCUGUCCCACUUUGUGAAUUACAAUUAAUUUUUAUUUCAGUCUUUCCCCCGCCUCCUGCUGUGCUGGAGGCAUGUUUAUUUAAUCUUCCCUUGGGAAGAGAAAGGGGGGGGGGGAAAGAAACUUAAAUUAGGAUGGGGCUUCAGAAAAGGAAUGGAUGGAAGCAAUUAGUAAUAUUAUUUCUCCUUGACUUAAUCUGCAUAACAUUACAUCAGAAUAAAUAAAUUGGUGCACCAUUCUGGGGAAGGGGUAUUUGCAAGUGAGGCUUGUUAAUGGAAAGAGAUGCGGUGGAGGGGUGGGGUUAGAGUCCCAAUGCAUAAAAUAUCCCCCCCCUAUUAUAUCAUUACCCUUAUUUCCUCUUAUGAGUCCAUGGCCUUUAAUGAUUUAUUUAUUCUGCCUGUAAUGUCUUAGAGGGCGCAGUGUGCAUCAAAAGCCAGUAAGACGCUAAGAACCACCUGGCUGGAUCAGACCACGCAGUAGUGUCAUCUGGGCCACAAUCACACCAUACCAUUAAAGCCUGUGGUACCACUUUAAACUCUCAUGGUCCAAAUGAAUCCUGGGUCCAGGAAUCUGGUGCUGAGAGCCAUUAGAAAAACCUUCUUCCCCUCCCAGAGCUGCAAUUAAUUUCCAGAGUUCCCUGGGAUUGAUCACUAAGCCACGUUACAGAUUUCACCUCUUCGUCUUUGGUCUCCCAAUCUAAUAAUAUGUUACACAUCUUUUUUAAAAGCUUAGUGUUUUCGUCUACAAUUUCUUUUUGGAAUCUAGAUACCGUGUAACUAAACCCCUUUUUAUUUAUUUUUAUUAUGCUCAAGUGGGCACAAGGUUUAGGACAUAACAUACAAAUGAAGGACUGGGAGAAAUUAUGGAGAGUGAAUCUGAAAUUUACUGAUUGUACUUUGUUAAAAGAGAAUUAUAUGAAAAUGAUGUACGAUCGUAUAUUACACCUUUGAAAAUGGCUAAAAUGUAUAAAACCGGCACCGAUAAGUGUUGGAAGUGUAAAGAAAAGGAAGGCACCUUUUUUCAUUCAUGGUGGAAUUGUAAAAUAAUUAAAAAUUACUGGGAAAUGAUAUAUAAUGAAAUGAAAAAAAAUGUUUAAGAUAACUUUUGUUAAGAAUCCAUAAGCUUUUUCGUUAGGUAUUUUAGGUCAAGAAUUGCCAAAAGUGAAACAAAAAUUCUUUAUGUAUGCUACAACUGCGGCAAGGAUGUUAUUAGCACAAAGAUGGAAAAGCGAUAAAGUAUGAACUAAAGAAGAAUGGCAAGAGAAACUUAUGGAAUAUGCCGAAAUGGCAAAACUAACUGAAAGACUCUGAAAUAAGGAAAACAGGGAUUUUUUAAAAGAUUGGGAACCAUUUACAGCAUAUUUACAGAAACAAGGCAAAGAAUUGGACAUACUAUCAGGCUUUGAAUAUACACUGACAAUUAACAAAAUAAAUAUAGUAAUUAUAAAUAUGACGUUAAUAUGAGAACAGAACAAUAAGAAUAGGAUUUAAAGAUACCAAAAAGUUGAGAAAAAAGUAGAAUAAGCAGGAAAAGAUAUUAUAUUAAAAUUAACCAGAAGAGGAAGUUGAGGGAAGUCGCACGGAGGAAGGGGGAAACUGGGGAAUGAUUUUAUUGUUAUAUAAUGUGAUAUUUUGAUGUUUAUAAAUGUAAAACCCUAUAAAAAAAAUCAUUAAGCCACUCUGGGAAUUGUAGCUCUGGGAGGGAUAUAGGAGUCCCCUAAGAACUGCCAGCACCCUUCACAAACCACAGUUCCCAGAAUUCUUUGGGGGAACUGAGCACCAGAUGUAUGGUAUGAAUAUGGCAUACCUCUUUGACUUGAACAUUGGGCUAGUGUUGUGGUGCAGGAGUGCAGAACUUUUGCCCUCCGGAUAUUGGUGGAUUAGAAAUGUUUCCAUUUCCAUUUCAUACUGAUUAUCGAUGACUAUGAGCCGCAGUGGCUAUGACAGUGACUCCUCCAUUGCACUGCCAGAGGCCACAUGCCUCCGAAUUCGCUGAGAUUCACAAGUGGAGAGUGUUAUGUAUUGAAGUUCUCACCCUGGCCACCAGGAGUAUCGUGUAGAUAGUUUUCACUCAGGUCCACGUCAGUUAUUUUAGGCGGGAAACCCUGGGAUGUUGUUGCUACAAUGUUGACAUCCGGCUGCCUAUAAAAGCAGGCUGGCUGAGCUGUUUGCUGUUCAGUUCUGUUCUGGCUUGCGAAUAAACAAGAGCUGUUUGAAGAAUCGCUGUGUCGUCUGAUAUGUUCACCCACAACUUAACAGAGAGAGUGCUAGAGUGCCAGGGCUGGCCAAAUACAUUUUGCAGCCCGAGGCAAACCAUAAAAUGGCGCCCCCUUGCCCUGCCUUUCUCACUUUUACUAAAAACAAACAUUUGACUACCUGGGAGCUGAAGAGGCGCUUUUUGAGCUCUUUCCAUCAACCUGCAGCCUGGGACGUUUGGGCAGAUGGAGAUGCUUGGCACCGCCCACAGCUGUGGCUACUUCAAGGCUCCCCUCCAACUGCCCAUGGUGUUUGAAAAAGAACAGCACUGUCUCCUCCCGCCCCCUAAUAAUAAAUAAAUAAAUAAAUAAAUAAAUAAAUAAAGAGGACAGUUUGACUUCCCAAUUCUGAUUAAAAAUACCCCCAUUGCAAACCCAUCACAUCUGCCAACCACCUCCCACAGGCCCCCAGUCAAGGAUGCAGCCCUGGGAGCAUGAGGCAGGGUCAGCCUGAGCAAAAAGUAAAAGCAUGUAUAGGAUUGCAGCCUAAAGAUUUUCUAGGAAUUACCGGUAGUUUAGCAUAGGCCUCUGUUGCUUGGCCCUGAACAUCAACCUCCUUAUAAGGAAAGCAAGCUGAUUUCCAGGCUGAUUAUGCAGCUGCUAAUUCCCCUACCCAAGGACACUUUUUAAUGCUAGGCAAAAAGAAAAAAGCAAUCAACACAACAGCCAAAAGGGAGAUCCUGCAAGAGAUUACCGCCUCGUAGAAUUGUAGAGUUUGAAUGAAUCCAAAGGUCAUCUAUUCCAGCCCCCUGCACUGCAAGAACCACAGCUAUGAUUUGUAGAUUUACUGCAGCAUGCAAUUUAUGGCUAUAAUCCAGUGCACCCAUCCUUGGAUGUGUGCCUUGUAAUUAUUACUAUCAUUUUAUUAUCCCAAAGGGUAGCAGUGUUGUGCUAUAGCAGAAAACAACCAUGCAAAAGUCCCACGAUGACACAUUAAAGACUUCACAAAUUUAUACUGUAAUAUUUAUUGAUAAAAUUUCAAAUCACUCAAGGGAAUCAAUGUAUGUAUUUUAAGGGUGCAGAGCAAGGUCCAUUGAGCUCAUUUGCAUCUACUUCAGAGUAAGAGCAGUUUCCUUUAUUUUCAUGGAAUCCUGAAAGUCCUUACCUGGGAGUAAAUGUCACUGAAUUUAGAAGGGGUUGGUUCAAAGUUGGCAUAGUUAGGUAUGAACUGCCCCUCUCGCUGCUGCAUCUCUCUUCCCUGAGAGAGGGAAAUGUCAAGGCUGUGAAAGAGAUGCAGCAAGAGAGAGAGAGAGGUGGAUGACAGAAAAGGCCCUGAAACCUGUCAGGCACCUCUCUCAAGGCUGUGGCCUUGGUACCUCAUCAGUGCGUCAGGUGUGUAAUGUGCUGAUUGGCCACAGUGGUAACAGUGAUGCAACAGGACUCUUCUUAUGUUCUUAUCCCACAGCAGGGGUAGGCACACUAAGGCCUGGGGCUUGGAUGCAGCCCAAUCACCUUCUCAAUCCAGCCCACGGACGGUCCGGGAAUCAGCGUGUUUUUACGUGAGUAGAAUGCAUCCUUUUAUUUAAAAUGCACCUCUGGGUUCUUUGUGGGGCCUGCCUGGUGUUUUUACAUGAGCAGAAUGUGUGCUUUUAUUUAAAAUGCAUCUCUGGGUUAUUUGUGGGCAUAGGAAUUCGUUCAUUUAUUUAUUUUUUCAAAAUACAGUCCGGCCCACCACAUGGUCUGAGGGACGGUGGACCAGCCCAAGGCUGAAAAAGGUUGCUGACCCCUGUCCUAGAGGAUCAUAUGUAACAUGAGAGAAUCCUACCUCUUCUAGGUUAUGGGGGGCAUUGAAGGUGAUGUGUCUGAGGACUGAGGGCCACAAUCAAUCAAUAAUAAAUCAAUGGAGACAUUGCACACACUUUUGUAAAUCAAGAAAAUCUUUAAUAAAAUAAUAAUACAGUGGUACCUCGGGUUACAUACGCUUCAGGUUACAUACGCUUCAGGUUACAAACUCUGCUAACCCAGAAAUAGUGCUUCAGGUUAAGAACUUUGCUUCAGGAUGAGAACAGAAAUUGUGCUCCGGCGGCACGGCAGCAGCAGGAUACCCCAUUAGCUAAAGUGGUACUUCAGGUUAAGAACAGUUUCAGGUUAAGUACGGACCUCUGGAACGAAUUAAGUACUUAACCCAAGGUACCACUGUAAUAACAACAAUAAUAUGAGAAAUGUGAAAUUUUAUGUUCUGUCAGUAGAUGGCAGUAGCGACAGCUACUUGAUUAAAAACAAAACAAAAAAACCUUAGGUUGUGUUGUAUGCAUUACCUGUGCCUAUCUCUGGUGUUUCAAGCUGAGUCCACAUGACAUUAGUCACAAUCCAUAUGCAUCCAGCAGUUCCUUCAGAAAUACUGUUGUUUUAUGCAUUUCCCCCACGAACCCACCUUCCAUCUGAUUUGAAAACCUGAGCCAUGCUUAAGUUGAGGUGCGUAAGUUUCAAACACCCAUUGUACAUGCCCAGAUGACAGCUUUGUUGAAUAAAAUAAAUAAAAUUCAUUAUUAUUAUUAUUAUUAUAAGAAUUUGGGGAGUGGAGGGGUCGCAGGUGUAUGGAAAGGAUCAGGUAAUGUGUAUUGGGUGAAGACAUCUCCACCCCCUCCACCACCCCUUGUGUCAAAGCACAGCCCUCAGGGCCUUUUUUUGGUAACCCCUGGCAACAUUUGAUGUCCUCCACCAGCCCUCCUAGCCCUUGUGCUGCCUUCCCAAAGCCAGGUAAGCGAGGCACUGGGCUUUGGGAAGGAGAUGGAAGGGCUCUAGGACCCUGCCAGAACUUAAUGUCUCAUUCCCAAAGCGACAAGGCAGCCUGCAAGUUCCCUGUCAAAGUACCGUAUUUUUCACUCUGUAACACGCACCCGACCAUUACACGCAUGUAGUUUUUAGAGGAGAAAAAUCCGUAGGCAUGCCACCCGUAGGCAUUUCCUCCAUAACACGCACAGACAUUUCCCCUUAUUUUCUAGGAGGAAAAAAGUGAGUGUUAUGGUGCAAAAAAUACGGUACUCUUGCAGCCCACUUGCUAUGAAAAGUUGGACCACCCUGUUCUAGAGCAAAGCAGCAGCUCUAUCUUUUCAAGGCCUUGGGAGUGGGAUAUAGGAGUUUGUGGGAGCACCAUAUGGAAGGGCUUUUCUUUGGCCUUCCUAUAUGUGUGGUUUUGUUCUUUUAAAAUUGUUGCACUUGAUGAUCAGUCUAUUAGGCCAUUUUAUUGUACAGUGGUACCUUGGGUUAGAAGAGACUCUGGUGGCGCUGUGGGUUAAACCACAGAGCCUAGGACUUGCCAAUCAGAAGGUCGGCAGUUCGAAUCCCCGUGACGGAGUGAACUCCUGUCGCUCGGUCCCUGCUCCUGCCAACCUAGCAGUUCGAAAGCAUGUCAAAGUGCAAGUAGAUAAAUAGGUAAACGGCGUUUCCGUGCGCUGCUUUGGUUCUCCAGAAGCGGCUUACUCAUGCCGGCCACAUGACCUGGAAGCUGUACGCCGGCUCCCUUGGCCAAUAAAGCGAGAUGAGCGCCGCAAACCCAGAGUCGGUCACGACUGGACCUAAUGGUCAGGGGUCCCUUUACCUUUACCUUGGGUUAAGUACUUAAUUCGUUCCGGAGGUCCAUUCUUAACCUGAAACUUCUUAACCUGAAGCACCACUUUAGCUAAUGGUGCUUCCCGCUGCUGCCACGCCACCAGAGCACGAUUUCUGUUCUCAUCCGGAAGCAAAGUUUUUAACCCGAGGUAAUAUUUCUGCGUUAGCGGAGUCUGUAACCUGAAGCGAAUGUAACCUGAAGCGUAUGUAACUUGAGGUACCACUGUACUCCAUUCUGUAGUUUGUUGUUUUAAUAUGUAGUUCACUGCUUUGGGGGACUUGUGGGGUGUUGAAAAGCAAUAUAUGAAUAAAUUAUUGUGGUGGUAGUAGUAGGUAGUAGUAGUAGUAGUAGUAGUAGUAAAUCUACUAUGUAUUUUGGAAAGUUGUUUAUUUGUCUGAUGGCUAUGCACGCAAACACCUCUUGAAAGAUCGCAAGCAAAUUUGCACAUUGGUCCUUGACAUUGAGGAGUGGCUUUAAGUCUAUAUUUGGGUACAAUUGGACAUUAGAGUGUUUCCCAUUUAGAGGGUUCAAAGCACCUGACCCAUCCCUCUUUCAUAAAACCAGAACUUGUGAAUAUUCAAUGAAACUGAAUGUUAGACAGAUAGCCAUGACUAUGUUCUGCUUCCAAUCUUCUGAAUAUCAUUGCUGGAAACCACAGGAGGGAAGAGUGCUGUUGUCCUACUUGCAAGUUUCCUGCAGGUGCCUGGCUGGCGCCACUGUGAGAACAGUAUUCUGGACUAGAUGGGGCCAUUGGCCUACUGAGGCAGAGCUCUUAUUAUGUUCUUCUUAUUUCAGUAACCUAACAGCUUUGCAAGGCAGGGCGGUAUUAUUAUAAUUCCCCACAUUGCUAGUUAUGGGGUGGGGGUCUGAGGAAAUGGAUUGAUUUCGUAAAGCCACCCAAUAAAUUCAUCAUGACUGACAUGAGUUUAACAUAAUGCCCUAAGUGAAAAAAUAGCAGCACUACUUUUCCUUCACAAAGCCCAGCAUGUUUUUCAGUUGUGUAUGUUUGGGCAAAUUAUAUUUUCCUUUGCCAUUUCUAGAAAAUCAGUAUCUUGAAAGAACACUCUACCAAAUAAAAAAUAAAAAGUCACCAACCGUCUGUGAAAGGGUGUCACUUCUGGGACUUGAGCAACACAAUAUUCUCUUCAAGGUUAUGAAGCCUGGGAGGUUUUGAUAAGCAAAUGCUGUGGAGGGGUUUAGUUCCUCAUUGGCUGCCUGGUUCACCACCAGAUUUUGACAUGAGUAUAAUCAGAUUGAAAAAUCAGGGAGGAGAAUGAGGUAAAGUGAAGAAGGGGAAGAAAGAGGGAGAUGUGUCUAACUUCAGCUGCUACAAGACUGUGGAAAAGUCAUAGAGAAGGAAACUUCACUGUGAGGAUCGUCCCUGAGGAAAAAAACAAGUCUACUUUCAGCAAUUCUGCAAUAACAGGUAAUUUCCACCCUUCACUAAUAAUAAUAAUAAUUUUUUUAAGGAUUGUAUCCAAAGUUUUACAAGUAGCCCCCUGAAAUUAAUGGGCCUAAGUCAUGUCCAUAUUUUUCAGAGGAUCUACUCUAAGUAGGACCAACACUGAGUAGGACCUACAGUUCACUUCUAAGAGCUAGGUUAAAGCUUGUAUUGAUGUAAUAGAAACCAAAUCUUCUGAAAAGCUGUGCUGGAAGAGGGUUGCAGAUAGAAGUUACUAUAUGGUGGGGGUUUUUAAGUUAUGGGUGAGAGCUAAUGUUGGUCAUACUCAGAGUAGACCCCAUUGAAAUCUAUGGAAUUAAGUAACUUGCAGCAUAAUCUUAACCAUGUCUUCUUAGUAAAAAAAGCCCCACUGAGUAGGGCCAUGCGCGGCUUCCCUUGCAUUGGAUUCAGAAGCUGCAAUUACUGCAGAAAGCCGCAGCGCUGAGACCCUCUCAGCAUACAACACCUCUGCUCAGAGACCGGCACUGGUUGCCAGUUUGAUACCAGUCCAAGUUCAAGGUGUUGCCAUUAAGUAUAUAAAACUCAGAACAACUUGGAACCAGUUUACCUGCAAGAUGACUUUACCCCAUAUAUGCCCACUCAACCGCUUCGAUCUGCAGAACUGGCCCAUAAUACUCAUUCCACACUUGUAGGAAUUCAAUACUUUUGUGUGGCUGCAUCCACACUUUGGAACACCCUGCCAGCUGACCUCAGGUAGGUGCCCUCAGUGUACUCUGGAAAGAACCUGCAUUAAAACAUUUUUGUUUGGGCAAGCCUAUUCAGACAUGUAGAAAGCUGACAUGUAUCUUAAUCUAGGUGGUUUUUUUUUUAAGCUUAACCUGUUUUUAACAUGAUCUCUUUUUUUACUGGUAAUUAUAUUAUUUUAUUCUUUUUCUAAACUGCUUUGAGAUUUUAUUACAAUCAAGAGGUGUGUAAAUCUUGUGACAUUAAAUAAAUACCAAAUUCAAUAAGGCUGACUCCCAGGUAAGUGGGGUUACUCUACAAUUCUAUGAUUCUAUAAUUCUACACUGGGUUAAAUCUACCUUCAAUCCUACUCAAGAGGAGACCUAUUGACAUUAAUGAGCACAACUAACUUAGGUAACUCUGAGGAGGACUUCGUAGGUUCCAAGCCAUAGAUUUCAAUGGGUCCGCCCUGUGUACAGAAUUGGUGUAGUAUAGAGUUUCAGAUUAGAACCUGGGAGAGACCAGGGUUCAAAUCCCGACUUAGCCAUUAAGUUCAAUAGGUGUGACCUUGGGUUGGUCACUGCCUCCCAGCCUAACCUACCUCACAGGGUUGUUGUGGGCGUUAAAUUAAGAGUGGGAGAAGAACUGUGUAGGCUACCUUGAGCAAAUUGGAGAAAAGGUGUGAAAUAAAUGCAAUAAAUUUAGUUGGGACUUUACCCAACUGUCCCAAGAUGUUCCUGGCCAGGGUUAAGCCUUGUUAGCACAGGAGAAAUAAGGUUGAUCCUUCAUUUAAAUAAAUAACCUAAUAUCCCUGAGUUUUACUGCUUGGGAAAAACCAUGAAAUAACAAAAGAAUUAAUGGAAAGCAUUGCAAGGAGUUGGACUUGAUGUCCCCUUGGUCUAUUCCAACUCUAUAAUUCUAUGAUUUUAAAAGCCAUAUUACGGAAUUAUUGGGAAACAAUGCUGGACUGCUAGGAUGGUACUGGGAAGCACAAUCCCUUCUUACAGUGUCAGGAAAGCAGGUAAAGAAUUGCAACCCUGACCUACUGUAAAGAAAUUUGGAAGAGAAUUAAGGCUGCACUCCUUUAGUCAACAGCUGUGAAUAAUCCCCACUGAACAGUUUUCAGUCAGAAGAUUUCAGUGCAAAAGGAAAAGGUCCUCUCUCUGCUCAUUUUAUAUUGGUUAUAAAUUCUAUUUUCAGUUGUUGUUUUGUGCAUACUGCUUUUAAAACCAUUUUACUUUUAAAUAUUUUUUAAAAAACUUUUUUAUGAUGUGACUGUGUAAAUAGCCUUGAGACAUAGGUGUGAAAGGCAAUCUAAUAAUAAUAAUAAUAAUAAUAAUAAUAAUAAUAGGUCUCAAACUUUUUUAUCUGGGCCGUAAUUUCAUAAUAAAUAUUUGUUCAUAACACACCUUUUUUUUAACUGAUAAGAAAUAAAUAGGAAAGCAAAAAUAAACAACAACUGAUUUAUAACGAGGAAAUAGCUAUCCGUAUUCUGCAAAUAAAAAGGUUAUGUUGAAACUAUACUAUACUACACUGAAAUGUUUAGAUGUUUCUUUGAUGGUUCUUGAAUCUUCCCAGCACACUUGCUCUCCUCUCCUGCCAAACCAGGACUUAGCAACACUAAAUUUUGUUGCUUAUCAUACCAUAGAUGACCUCCUGUCACCGAUAAAUUCUCAAUUAUGUGCUAUGAUGUUGUAGUAUCUUUUCUCUCUCAAAAAACCACACUCGCCCACAAUCUGUGCUUCUUGUCUUUCUCACACUUUGGGUGGGGGACAGCCAGAAUUGUGAGUUGCUAGGCCAAUUGCUAGAGAGGACAAAAAGGUGCCUUUGAGUACCAUUGUCUCAGCCUAACCUACCUGACCGGGUUGUUGAGAGGAUAUAAUGGAAGAAGGAGUUGGGGGAAGAAACAACCAUGUAUGCCACAUUGAGAUCCUUGGAUGAAAGAUGAGCUAUAAAUAUAAUAAGUACAGUGGUACCUCAGGUUACAUACGCUUCAGGUUACAUACGCUUCAGGUUACAGACUCUGCUAGCCCAGAAAUAGUACCUCGGGUUAAGAACUUUGCUUCAGGAUGAGAACAGAAAUCGUGCUCCAGCGGCAGCAGGAGGCCCCAUUAGCUAAAGUGGUGCUUCAGGUUAAGAACAGUUUCAGGUUAAAACAGACCUCCAGAAUGAAUUAAGUACUUAACCCGAGGUACCACUGUAUUUUUUUUUUAAAAAGCCAACAAAAAUUAACCAGAUGGGGCUGUUUCAAAAUGUUGUAUCCAAUGUCAAUUCCACUCAGAGUAGACCUAUGGAAAUCAUUGGACAUGACUGAUUUAGGUCUAUUCAUUCCAGUGGGUCUACUCUGAGUAGAAUGCAUAUUCACACCAUACAUUGCCAAAUUAAGCAGUCAUGGCUUCUGGGAGCUGGAGUUUGUUAACUUUCUAAGACUUGCUAGGAGACCCCAUUUCCUGUCCCAGAGCUACCGUUCCCAACCCCUCUUCCUAGGAAAUUAUGGAAAUUUUAUGUCUGAGGGGGGAAUACAACUCUCAGCACCCUUAACAAACUGCAGCUUCCAGCAUUUUGGGGGAGAAGCCACGAGUGUCUGAACUGGUGUAAAAGUGCUUUCAAUAUAUAAUGUGAACGAUGUAUAAGUUGGCUACAAUCCAUAUUGACUUGAGGGCAGUCAAAAUAUCUUUACAGUUAAACAGACCUGGGAGACAGGAGUGGUGGGAGCAGAGAAAAUCUUGAGAGCCUGGAUUGAGUACAUAUUUCCCAAGGCAAAAUAUAACAUUUGUUUGUACGGUUACUGAACGGAGCAACUGGAGGAGAAAAUGCAAACAACCAUGCAAAUGAGAGACUACUUGAUUGCCUUCCAGUAUGUUACCUUGAGGUUCUUCCAUGGAUUAUGUUACUUAUCACAAGGCAGCUGGGUUUAGCGGGGGGGAGAAGAGAUUUGCUUGUGCAUAUUUUAUGAGGUAUGUGGGAAAUAAGAGCUAUGCAGUGUCCAGGGAGGACAUUUGGAACUCCAGAAAAAGAGGGCACAGAUUUGUAUAAACUUUGCAUAUGGCUAAUGUUUAUGUACGGAUGCAAAAUUAGGAAUAAUUCCUGAAGUUUUCAAUAGACAAUAAUCUCUUGUGCCUAAAUUUGUGGCUCAUGUACUGUUAUUUGGCUCUUUGCACAGAGAUUCCUGUAAAGAAUUAAUCACUCCCUUAGUAGUAAGUCUCAAUCAGGGCAUAAUUCUGUGACCUUUCUCAAAAAGGAUGUUGCAGAGUUGGAAAAGGUUCAGGAAGGGCACACCUCUGUGAGGAAAUAUUGCAGCGACUGGGACUCUCUGGUUUGGAAAAAAGGCGAGUAACAGGUGACAGGAUGAAAGUUUAUAAAAAUAUGUAUGGCAAGGAGAAAGUGGACAGAGAAAAGUUUUUCUCCCUCUCUCAUAAAACUAGGAAUGCAGGGACAUCCAAAAAAGCUGAAUGUUGGCGGAUUCAGAACAGAUAAGAUAAAGUCCUUAUUCAUGCAGUGCGUAGUUAGACUAUAGAACCUUCUCCCACAGAAGGCAGAGAAGAGCGUUCAUUUGGAUGGCUGCCCUGUGGAGCAACCUCCGAUCAGAUGUCAAGGAAAUAAGCAACUAUCCUACUUUUAAAAGACAUCUGAAGGCAGCCCUGUUUAGGGAAGUUUUAAAUGUUUAAUGCGGUAUUGUUUUUUUAAAUAUUUGAUUGGGAGCCGCCCAGAGUGGCGAGGGAAACCUAGCCGGAUGGGCGAGGUAUAAAUAAUAAAUUAUUAUUGUUAUUAUUAUUGUUAUUGCUAUUGUUGUUAAACGAGCAUCAGACUAGCCACAGUGUCUAUGUUCUACUGCCUCUGUCAGAGCCAUCAUGCCUCUGAAUAAAAGUUACUUGGAAUCAAUCGCUGGAGAGGAAAGUGCUAUUGCACACAUGUUCACGUUGCAGGCUUGUAUUGUCCCCAGGCUAGUUCUUUUUCCCAGGGUUGGUUUUUCAUGAGUUCAGGUUGAGCAGAUGGGAGGCAACAUUAGUAGUAGUAGUAGUAGUAGCAGCAGCAGCAAAUAAAAUUUGCAUAACAUUAUGGAAUGCAUCAGGGGCUACUCUGUCACCCAUGGCAGUUUAUCCACACAUGUGGUUUUAAUUAUGAUCAGUGCUUUUUUCUGGGGGGGACACAGGGGUAGGCAUACCCCUAAGCAUUUUGUGAAUCUUAGUUUGGCCUCAUUGAGGGGCAGUAUUUCAAUACGAAUAGGAAAAUGAGAAUACCCCUAAACAUUUUUAAAGAAAAAAACACAUGAUGAUGAUGAUAAUGUGUAAUUCUGGUUUUACAAUGUUUUCUCCUAUCUUUCUGGAUCUGUUUUCCCCAGGUGAACAGGAAAUGCCAAGGUCUUUCUUAGUGAAGAGUAAGAAGGCAAACUCUUACCACCAGUACCGAGUUGUGGAUGACGGUCUCCUGGUUCCGAAAUGGGACCCAGCAACAGUUGUGCCCUCCACUGCAGGUGGGUCAGACAACUCUGGGUUGUCUAGGAACCACACUGGUUAUGCGAAAGCCUCCAGUGUUUAAUCAUAGUGACAUUAUAUUUGUUGGAUUUGUGGAUCACCUUCCAAUAAUAAUAAUAAUAAUAGUAAUAACAAUAAUUAUUAUUUAUAUGCCGCCCAUCUGACUGGGUUGCCUCAGCUGCUAAGGAUUGCAGCUUAGCAGCAGAGCAUCUGGUUCCCAUGCAGAUGGUCUCGAGUUUAAUAAAUAAAACUAUUGCCUGCAUUCUGAUCACAGUUAUUCAUGGCCACAACACCCCCAAGGACAGCGAGGCUCUCAGCACUGGUUGCCCACAAGGCUCUGCUCCAAAAGAUGGAAAUGAACCUAAAGGAGUCAAAGAAGAGUAUGUUCUCCCUGCCCAGAGUAUGACCAGAACAGUGUCAGGGCCUCCAAUAUCAGGUGAGCAGCUGCGGGUCACAGCACUUUAUUUGAAGCAGGCUGGGUAAGAAUCAGUGCUCUUUUUUGGUUUAAAAUAAAUUGUGUGUGUGUGUGUGUGUGUGUGUGUGAGAGAGAGAGAGAGAGAGAGAGAGAGAGAGAGAGAGAGGGGCUCCCAGAGCAGCAGCCAGACCACUGUUUAAAAAGACACAGCACAAAAGGAAAACUGAUUGGGAGGAGGAAAUAACCAAGCUCAGGGUCAAGUUCCCAGUUCAGCUUGAGUGGAAAGAUCUGAGAAGAGAAAGUGCUGAACUUGCCGGAUAGAGUGGCCAUGUACCCUUUGUCUUCCCUUUAGUAUGCAAGUCUAGGGUGCAGCUUCCAAUAUUCACAUACUUAGGCUGUGGUCCUGUACUCACUUGCCUGGGAGAAAGCCCCAGUGAGCUGCAAAGCCUGGGGGUCAGAAUGAAUCUGUGUAUGUGAUGCUCUGUUUAGCUGUACAUCAGCAUCGCCCAGUGGUCAAAUUUGCACCAUUGCUUUUAGGAUAUGUAGGAAGAAGUAUUGAUGGGAAAAUGAGUUUAAAACAGUCUUUCUGUCCUGCUGAUUUAAGCCCUUGCUUUGUACCUCGAGUGUUUUUCCCUGGCUGGAAUGUGCCCUUGUUUGCCUCGGUGGAGGAUGGAGAGGGUGUGUAUGCUUCUUUGCUCUACAAAGAUAAAAUUUACAUGUAUGCAGUACUUUUUUUCUAUAUAUUAAAAAAUGUUUAGAGGUACUCUCAUUUUGACUCAAGAAAAUCACCAUUUUAUAGUUCAAAUCAGGAAAAGUACCGUAUUUUUCGCUCUAUAAGACACACCAGACCACAAGACGCACCUAGCUUUUGGAGGAGGAAAACAAGAAAAAAAAUAUUCUGAAUCUCAGAAGCCAGAACAGCAAGAGGGAUCGCUGCGCAGUGAAAGCAGCAAUCCCUCUUGCAGUUCUGGCUUCUGGGAUAGCUGCACAGCCUGCAUUUGCUCCAUAAGACGCACACACAUUUCCCCUUACUUUUUAGGAGAGAAAAAGCGAGUCUUAUAGAGCAAAAAAUACAGUAAAUACAUUAAAUGGACAAAAGUACAAAGAUUCACAAAAUGUUUAGGGGUAUGCGUACCCCCAGGAAAAAAGCACUGCACAUAUGGCUCCAUCCACUUUUUCCUCAGGCCAUGCUUGCCACUGGCAUGUGGCCCUGGGAAGGUUGCCUAGAAGGGAUUGUGACCCUGGGGCUGAAAAAGGCUCCCUACAGCCCUGGAUGGUUAAAAAAAAAAAGUAAAUUACGAGCAGGCUGAUAAUCUGAUUCAUCCUAUUUCACCUCAGAGAUGCCUGUCCAAGCUCUGAAAUCCAAAGACAGUGGCUCAGUUGAAAGUGUGGCCACCUUUUACAAGCCCAAUUUUGCUUGGAGUGCCUUCCGCCCUCCAUACAGCUACAGGCCAACCUCUUCUACCCUUCUGGAACGUUCCGUUAGCCUGUAUGAGAGCCACCUCCUCCCAGCCUCCGAGCCACCCCUUGACUACAGCCUGAGAUUCUCACCAGACAUGGAGACAUACCACUGUGUGAUCUGUAACAAGGUGAGUUCCCCGUGGACCAUCGGUGAUAAAUCUGUGGCCCUUCUGAUGUUGGAUUACAACUUCCAUCAUCCUCGGCCAUACCUGCUGGGGCUGAUGGGAGUUUAUUUAAAUAUUUUACCCCCACCAUUCGGCCAAGAGAGGCUCCCAAGGAGGCUUACCGAUCAUUUAUCUAAACAGACAUGACACAAAAGGAAAAUGAAUUGGGAAGAAGGAGGAAAUAACCAAGCUUAGGAUCACAUUCACAGUUCCGAGCUCAUCUAACGACCAUCUGGGCUAGAAAGGUUUGAAGCUGGGCAUUUGGAAGGCCAAAAGUUCCCCAUUCUGAUCUAAGAAAAGGCAUUCCCCUCUCUCAUGAGAGAACAAAUAUAAGGGCCUAUUUCAUUGUAAGGAGAGAAUUCCACAAGGGUGGUUUGUUGUUGUUGUUGUUUUACAUCAUUGAAACAAACUGCUCAUUUACCAAUCUACAGGCUGACCAGAUAGGAAGCAAGCAGGCAGCAUAGUCUCCAUGGACCCAGCUGCCAUGAUAACCUAGAUGAUGCAUACAUAAUUCAUGCUGCUGAAUGGCUAAAAAAUAAAAUAAAUAAAUUUGCAGGUGUAAAGGAGGUCUAAUCUAGAGUGGGAACUUGGUAUGGUGGAUGGAAAAGGGCUUUAACCCUUUGCCUCCUGCUACAGGCUAAUGAGACUUGUUGUCCAAAACACCAGUGGAGGCGGGGCUGGAACCAUGUUGGGGAAAGCCUGCUCCAUGAGAAGGAGAGGCGGAAAAGCAGAACGUGAGACAGACUGAACUGCCACAGUUGUAAAAACAUCUCUUUGCCCUCUCAGAUAUUUUCUACCCCACAUGGACUGGAGGUCCACGUCCGACGAUCCCACAGCGGCACACGACCCUUUGCUUGCGACACCUGCGGCAAAACGUUUGGGCAUGCUGUGAGUCUGGAGCAACACGCCAACAUUCACUCUCAGGUCAGGAGUGAGAAGAGGCAAUAAUAUGCUUCCUGUCGCGUGUCUCUCACAAUCAGAUCUGUUUCCAUUCCACUACUGUUCAGCUUCCAUGAAAACCUACAACAUAAGAACACAAUAAUUCCCUGUUGGAUCAGGCCAAUAGCCCAUCUAGUUCAGCAUCCUUUUCUUACAGUGGCUAACCAGAGACCCCAGUGGUAAGCCCACAAGCAGGAUUCAAGCACAAGAGCCCUCUCCCCUCCUGUAAAGGUAAAGGUAAAGGUAAAGGAAAAGGGACCCCUGACCAUUAGGUUCAGUCGUGGCCGACUCUGGGGUUGCGGCGCUCAUCUCGCUUUACUGGCCGAGGGAGCCGACGUACAGCUUCCGGGUCAUGUGGCCAGCAUGACUAAGCGGCUUCUGGCGAACCAGAGCAGCGCACAGAAACGCCGUUUACCUUCCCACCGGAGCGGUACCUAUUUAUCUACUUGCACUUUGAUGUGCUUUCAAACUGCUAGGUUGGCAGGAGCAGGGAGGCAGGAGCAGGGACCGAGCAAUGGGAGCUCACCCCGUCAUGGGGAUUCGAACUGCCGACCUUCUGGGUGGCAAGCCCUAGGCUCAGUGGUUUAACCCAUAGUGCCACCCGCGUCCCUCUCCCCUCCUGUGGUUUCCAGCAAUUGAUAUUCAGAAGCAGUGCUGCCUUCAACUGCAGAGGCAGAGCAUAGCCAUCAUGGCUAGUAGUCAUCAACAGCCUUACCCUUCAUGAAUUUAUCCAAACCUCUUUUAAAGCCAUCUAGGUUGGAGCAAAUUCCAUCGUUUAACUAUGAGCUGUGUGAAGAAGUUCUUCCUUUUCCCCCCUGUCCUGAACAUUAAACCUCUGUCAUGUCACCUCUUCCCCGGCUUUUCUCUAAACUAAAAAGUUCCAAAUGCAAAAAGUACCUACAUUGUUGUUCUCUUGCUAGUCACUAUUCACUUGAAACAAACAAAAUUAAUUAUGUCGUUAGUUAUGUGAUCAAUUUCAAUCUGAGGAAAACCUGGAGGACAUAAACUGGAAAUAACAUUUACUUAGGUUUUGCAGACCUAAAACAACCCCAGCAAAAGCAAAUGCGGCUUGUAUUCACUUGCAUGAUUUCCAGGGUUGGUGUUUCCCAUCUCUGGACAACUGGCCUGACUUUUGGUCUCGAUUUCUUGAUCUUGUUGUUACAGGAGAGAAGCUUUGCAUGCAAAAUGUGUGGGAAGACUUUCAAACGCUCUUCCACCCUCUCCACUCACUUGCUGAUCCACUCAGACACAAGGCCGUACCCCUGCCAGUACUGCGGGAAACGCUUCCACCAGAAGUCAGACAUGAAAAAACACACUUACAUCCACACAGGUGAGAGGAGGAGUGCCCCCCCUACUGGUGGGAUGGGGAGAUGCUGGUUCAGCCUAUUUCACUCAUGUGUCUAUUGCAGCAUGUGUCUAUUGCACAUGCAGGUGCAAUACUUGGUUUUUUUACUUGUUUAUUAUUAUAUGUCUAGACCCACCUUUCCUCCAAGGAGCUCAAAGUGGUUUCUCCCCUCCCCAGUUUAUGUUCACAACAACCCUGUAAGGAAGGUUUAGGUUGAGACAAAGUAAUAGAUGACCCAGUGAGCUUCUUGGGAAAGUUGGGAUUUGAACCGACUUCCACAGGUACUGGAAGUUACAUUGGAGCCCCUGAGUGCCAUGCUGGUGACCUAAUGGAUACAUAUAAUAAUUCCUUUUGACCUCCUUUCUUUGCCAUCCAGGAGAGAAGCCAGUUUGGUCUCUCCCUUGCCUUGAAUUUAUUCCUGGGAUAAAUUCAAGUGCAACAGGCUUCCCAGGGGCCCUGUAGUAGUUCACCACACCUCUUAGGCCAGUGGGCACCUGUGGAGUUUUGGGAGUGUCCUUGUCAAAAAUAAUUUUAUCCAUUAUAGCUACCGUAUUUUUCGCUCUAUAACACGCACCCAACCAUAACACGCACGUAGUUUUUAGAGGAGGAAAAUCUGUAGGCAUGCCACCCGUAGGCAUUCCCUCCAUAACACGCACAGACAUUUCCCUUUACUUUCUAGGAGGAAAAAAGUGAGUGUUAUGGUGCAAAAAAUAUGGUAUAUUCCAAGGUAAAUACUACCAAGCAUCCAGUGUAAGACUUUGGGCUCUUUCCCAUUGAGUUACUGUUCGAGCUCCUAAGACCGUACGAAUAAUUAGAGCUGCUGAUAUAUUUUUGCUUCUUGUCAUCUCCUCUUUGCCAUCCAGGGGAGAAGCCACACAAAUGCCAGGUCUGUGGCAAAGCCUUCAGCCAGAGCUCCAACCUCAUUACGCACAGCCGCAAGCACACUGGGUUCAAGCCGUUUAGCUGUGAGCUCUGCGGCAAGGGUUUCCAGCGCAAGGUGGAUCUGCGGCGACACCGGGAGAGUCAGCAUAGCCUCAAGUGAGGAGAACAGCCUUCUGAGUUCAGCUAAGGGGAGAUGGCUGACAUCAGGAGAGAUCCUUGCAGAGAGACGAGAGUGUGCCCAAGAUGAAUUUCCUCCUGUUCUUCAUCAAGAGAGAGAGAGAAUGAAGGAGCCUAAGGAAGAGCAGCAUUGUUCUCUUCCAGAGGGCCCAUUGCUUAGGCUCAGUUUUCCCCACCUGUAGAUUUUCUUCUCCUUCAAGGGAGGACAGUCAAUGGAGACAGUACUGAGCUAGACAGCUCAACAGCCUUACUUGGUUUGAGGCCCCCUCUGCACUGUACGUUUAAAGCUAUCUCGUACCACGGCUUCUGGGAAACUGUCGUUUGCUAAGGAGGCUGAGAGCAAUUUGGAGACUCCCCACUCCUUUCACAGAACUACAAUUCCCAGAGUUCCCCUGGAAGGUGAAUUAGUUGUUAAACCACUCUGGGAAUUCUUCCUCCAAAGAAUCCUGGGAAGUGUAGUUUGUUAAGGGUACAUAGUAGUAGUAUUCCCUUAACAGAGCAACAAAUCCCAAAGUUAAGAGGGAUUGGUUGUUCAACCAAUCUGGAAACUGUAGCUCUGGGAAGGGAAAAUGGAUCUCCCAAGUACUCUUACACCCUUAACAAGCUACAGUUCCCAUAAUUUCUUUGGGGAAGCUAUGAAAGUUGAAAGCUGUAUGAUACAGCUUUAAAUGUACAGUGCAGAUGGAGCCUAAGUCUGUUCCAUAUAAUCUGCCUGCAAAACAAGUGCUCUGUCACUGAGCUAAGGCCCUUCUGGGAUAAUUUUUUUUAUCUGCUGAACUGUCAUGGCUUCCUCCAAAGAAUCCUAGGAAAUGUAGGUUACUGAGAGUAGGACAUUUCCUACUACAGUGGUACCUCAGGUUAAGAACUUAGUUCGUUCCAGAGGUCCGUUCUUAACCUGAAACUGUUCUUAACCUGAAGCACCACUUUAGCUAAUGGGGCCUCCUGCUGCUGCUGCAGGAUUUCUGUUCUCAUCCUGAAGCAAAGUUCUUAACCCGAGGUAAUAUUUCUGGGUUAGCAGAGUCUGUAACCUGAAGCGUAUGUAACCUGAAGCAUAUGUAACCUGAGGUACCACUGUAGUCUUCCCCCACAGGACUACAGUGCCCAUGAUGCCCUAGGGAGAAGGAAGAACAGUUAAAACCACUUUAAGCAUGGAACACUGAUAUGCUGCAUGAAGAAGAUUUGCAAGAAAGAAGAGCAUAAUGGCUAAGCUUGAGCCCCUCCUUUUGCCCCCCCCCCCAGCAAAACCUCAUCUGCCUUCUCAGAGAACACUGUCAAUAUGUAUUUAUGCUUAUCUUAUUGUAUAUAUUGUUUUGAAUGAAUCAUGCCACCCCUGGUGUUUUUACCAAAGAUGCCUUACACAGCACCUAUGAGCACUUGGUCCUGGAGGACAAACCUUUGCGUUGAGGUUCUCUGCUCUCUGUUUUGGAGUAUUCAGACACCCCCAGCUCCCUAUGCCACUAAUAUAAUUAUCAUCUGUUUAUUUGUACUCCAUUUUCCCACAAAAUUGUGCCCAAGGUGGAUCACAACAUACCAGCAGAAUAAGUAUAACAAGAAUAACAAUUCAAAAUAUAUAUUAGAAACAACCUAUGAGAUCGUCUUAUCACAUGUCCACUUGAAUGCUUCGAUCAGUGGAAUUGCCACUAUUACAGGUGCCACAUAAUACCCAUUCCACAUUUCUAAUAAAUCUUUUACUCUGGCAGCACCUACGCUUUGGAGCUCUGCCUAUUGAUACCAGGCAAGCGCCUGCAUUGUACUCUCUUUUGGCACCCGCGAAAAACAAUGUUUAGACAAGUCCACCUGGAUGCUUAGAAACAUGACACAAGAUUGAAUCUGUUUUCAGUCUAUUGUUAUUUUAACUUUUUGAUUGUCUUAAAUUAUUUUCUUAGUGAUAAUUCUAUUGUUUUAUCCUUUUUUGUAAACUGCUUUGAGGUUGUUGUUUUUUAUAAGUGGUGUAUAAACUGUAUGAACUUUAUGAUACAGUACAUAAUAUCAAUAAAUGCAUUUUU